Messenger RNA from Sporothrix schenckii 1099-18, 2184 nucleotides. Its product is annotated as NAD+ synthase (glutamine-hydrolyzing). NCBI's taxonomy places the organism in Eukaryota, Fungi, Ascomycota, Sordariomycetes, Ophiostomatales, Ophiostomataceae. Gene Ontology annotation, biological process: NAD+ biosynthetic process. The transcript is spliced from 12 exons. Gene Ontology annotation, cellular component: cytoplasm. The coding region runs from base 1 to 2184 and encodes 727 amino acids. The record is from RefSeq and is a predicted model, not a curated record. Gene Ontology annotation, molecular function: ATP binding; glutaminase activity; NAD+ synthase (glutamine-hydrolyzing) activity.
AUGCAUCUUGUUACGCUGAGCACAUGCAACCUCAACCAGUGGGCGCUGGACUUUGAGGGGAACACAGACAGAAUUAUCCGCAGUAUCCAUGAGGCCAAGAGAGCUGGCGCGAAACUGCGAGUCGGCCCAGAACUGGAAGUCUCCGGCUAUGACUGUCUGGAUCACUUUCUUGAGGGCGACCUCUAUCUUCACUGCUGGCAACAGAUGUACCGUAUCCUGACGGACACGUCAUGCUUUGGCAUCCUUCUGGAUAUUGGCAUGCCCGUUCUGCAUCGCGGCAACCGCUUCAACUGCCGCGUCCUCGCCAUAGACGGCAAGAUCAUCAUGAUCCGUCCCAAACUGUUCCUGGCAGCCGACGGUAACUACCGCGAGAACCGCUACUUUAUUGCCUGGCAUGGACCUCGCCAUGUCGAGGAGUACUACCUGCCGCCCAUGAUGCAGGACCUGCAGGGCUCGAUCAAGGUCCCGAUCGGUGACGCCGUCAUCAGCACGCCAGACACCUGCCUCGGUGCCGAGACGUGCGAAGAACUGUUUACUUUACAGCCAAACUCCCCUCAUAUCGGUAUGGGCCUUUCGGGUACCGAGAUCUUUACAAACAGCUCCGGUUCUCACCACAGCUUGAGAAAGCUUGACAUCCGUGUCUCGCUCAUUCUUGAAGCGACCCGCAAGAACGGCGGUGUCUAUCUGUAUUCCAACUGCCGCGGCGCAGGUGGAGAGCGUCUCUACUACGUUGUUCCUCGCCAUAUGCAAAACCGCGAAGCACAGCUACUUACACACGCAUUUUUCUUGGCACAGAAAGACGUGGAGGUCAUCACGGCUACAGUAGACCUGGAAGAGGUCCGGUCGUACCGUUUCACGCCGUCCCGUGGCAUGCAGGCAAUGCAGGCCCCGGCGUACCAGCGCAUCGAGGUCGGUUUCAGCCUGGCAGACAACAACCCUGGCCUGGCCCCUACCAAGUCUCAACUGCCACGGUACCACCUCCCAGAGGAAGAGAUCGCACUCGGCCCUGCCUGCUACCUGUACGACUACCUCCGCCGGUCGGGUGCGUCCGGCUUUCUUUUGCCGCUCAGUGGUGGCAUCGACAGCUGCUCAACGGCUGUGAUUGUCUUCAGCAUGUGCCGACUGGCCAUGGCAGCGGUUGCCGAGGGGAACGAGACAGUGAUUGCCGAUGUCAAGCGGUUGUGCCGACACGCCAAGGAAUUUCCAAAAACUCCGGAAGAAUUUUGCAACAACAUCAUGCACACCAUCUACAUGGGCAUGAAGACGCAGUCUAGCAAGGAGACACGGCAGCGGGCCGAGUUCCUCGCGCGUGACAUUGGCAGCCACCAUACCGACAUCAACAUUGACAACGCCUUCCACUCGUUCAAGGGCCUCCUCACAGAUGCUACAGGCUUUGAGCCAAAGUUCAAGGUCUACGGUGGUGGCAAUACGGAGAACCUGAGUGUGCUAACGGAAUUGGCCACCAGUGCUCUCCAAAAUAUCCAGGCGCGGUCCCGCAUGGUCGCGGCCUACGAGUUUGCACAGCUACUGCCGACUGUGCGCUUCGGCGAGGGUGCGGGCGGUCUGCUUGUACUUGGCUCUGCCAAUGUUGACGAAUGCCUCCGUGGCUAUCUCACGAAAUACGAUUGUUCGAGCGCCGAUAUCAAUCCCAUUGGAUCCAUCUCGAAGAAGGACCUCAAGCGGUUUAUUGCAUGGGCCGAGAAGGAGUUCAAGCUGCCCAUCCUAGGCGAGUUCUUGAAUGCCGUCCCAACGGCCGAACUUGAGCCCAUUACGGGAGACUAUGUCCAGUCCGACGAAGCGGACAUGGGCAUGACUUACGACGACCUCUCCACGUUUGGCGUGCUCCGGAAAGAGAUGAAGCUGGGCCCCUACUACAUGUUCCAGAAGCUUGUGCAUGACUGGAAGGAAGAGCGCGGUCUCGAGCCCCGCCAGGUGGCCGAGAAGGUCAAGAAGUUCUUUGCCUUUUACGCCAUCAACCGCCACAAGAUGACUACGAUGACGCCGUCCGUGCAUAUGGAGACAUACUCGCCCGACGACAACCGCUUCGACCAUCGGCCGUUCCUGUACCCACGCAUGUGGGACAACUGGUCCUUCAAGAUGAUUGACCAGGACGUCGAGCGCAUGGAGGCGGCGCAGCUGGAGUCGCGUGAAGCCGCGCAGGCCAGCAGCCACGGCGACAACUGA